AUGGCACGCCGUGCCUCAAGACCAUCUACAUUUCCAAAGAGAACGUAUCUCUUCAAUCGCAGCGUCAGGAGCGCACCUUUGCGCAUCAAACGUGCUUCUGCGCAGACGCUUCAUCUCGAGAAUGGCUGGAACGUGCUUGAUGCAUCUGGUGGUGCUGCUGUGACGGGCAUUGGACAUUUGAAUGCACGCGUCGAGCAGGCUAUGAUCAAGACUAUACAGAGUGGUCUUUCUUAUGUGUCUUCUAUGAUGUUUGACACAGAUGUCACGGAGAACUUCGCCCGAUUUCUGGUUACCUCGACAGACGGCAAAAUGAGCAAAGCAGUCUUCUACUCUUCCGGGACUGAGGCCAACGAGGCAGCAUACAAGCUUGCCUUGCAGUAUCACGCUACGGAGAAAGCAAACACAGAGCCAACUCGUACAAUUUUCAUUGCUCGAGAUCGUUCAUAUCACGGAACCACACUAGGUGCCCUCGACAUGGGCGGACACAAAGCACGACGAGAGCUAUGGGAACGCGUUCUACCACACAAUACACACCACAUCUCACCCUGCUAUUCCUAUCGAAAUCUCCAAGCUACCGAGUCGAAAGCCGAGUACGUGACACGCCUCAAGAACGAGCUGGAAGAAAAGAUCAAAGAGCUUGGCCCUCAAAACGUGGCUGCAUUCAUAUGUGAGCCGGUAGUCGGCGCUGCUCUGGGCUGCGUUCCCGCCGAAGCCGGCUAUCUCGCAGCAAUGAGGGACGUCUGCGAUCGAUACGGGGUCCUCCUUAUUUUCGACGAAGUCAUGUGCGGUAUGGGCCGUACUGGCUACCUCCACGCGUGGCAGAAGGACGGUGUCGCACCAGACAUUCAGACUGUGGGUAAAGGCCUUGCGGGCGGCUUCCAACAGCUCUCCGCAACACUGGUCAGCCCCAAAGUCAACGACGCCUUUGAACUCGGGCCUGGCUCUGGUGCUUUCAGUCACGGCCACACGUUCCAGAACUACCCUCUCGCUUGCGCCGCAGGUCUCGAAGUCCAGAAGAUCAUCCAGGAAGAGAACAUGCUGCAAAACGUCAAGACCAAGGGCAACAGAUUGUUCAAACUGUUCAAGAAGCGUCUUGGAGAGCACCCAAAUGUUGGCGACAUCCGCGGCGCAGGACUCUUCUGGGGUAUCGAAUUUGUCAAAGACAAGCAGACCAAGGAGCCGUUCCCAGCCGACAUGAAGCUAAACUUCAAGAUCUACGAGAAAGGUCUCGCUCCUCCGUACGAGGUCCACGUCUACCCCGGAGGCGGCACUGUCGACGGCAUCAACGGCGACCACAUCAUCAUCUCCCCCUCGUACAACAUCACCGAUGCCGAGAUAGAUGCCGUUGUUGACCGCGUCGGGCGACUCGUGGAGGACUUCUUCCACACCCUCGACGUGCCAUCUGUCCCUUCUACGCCCUAG
Messenger RNA from Didymella exigua CBS 183.55, 1422 nucleotides. Its product is annotated as aminotransferase class III family protein. NCBI's taxonomy places the organism in Eukaryota, Fungi, Ascomycota, Dothideomycetes, Pleosporales, Didymellaceae. Bases 1 to 1422 code for a protein of 473 amino acids. The transcript has 5 exons. Gene Ontology annotation, molecular function: transaminase activity; pyridoxal phosphate binding. The record is from RefSeq and is a predicted model, not a curated record. Gene Ontology annotation, cellular component: cytosol.